This is a messenger RNA of Patella vulgata (common limpet), 1767 nucleotides long. RefSeq names its product FAD synthase. The record is from RefSeq and is a predicted model, not a curated record. The transcript is spliced from 13 exons. Gene Ontology annotation, biological process: FAD biosynthetic process. Lineage: Eukaryota; Metazoa; Mollusca; Gastropoda; Patellidae. Gene Ontology annotation, molecular function: FMN adenylyltransferase activity. The coding region runs from base 116 to 1690 and encodes 524 amino acids.
ACAACAUGAUGUCAACUGUUUUAUCCUGUCGUCUUUAAUGAUAAAGAACAUAAUCGUACUAAUAUUUUAAGAUAAAAAUAUGGCAAAUACCAGACACUGAAUAUCCAAGUGUCCAAUGCAGCGUGUCAUCCCAUGUAAAAGAUUGUCGACCAUUCUCAAACAUCUAUCAUCAACUGUAUCAACUGCAUCACCAUCUAAAACAAUCAUGUCCAACUCAAAUCAUCGUGGACCUUAUACGGCUGGUAUUAUAGUUAUUGGAGAUGAAAUAUUGAAAGGACAAACUCUAGAUACAAAUUCUAGGUUUUUGUGUCAACAUUUGUUCGCCCUUGGGGUAAAAGUUAAAAAGAUUUCAGUAAUAGGAGAUGAAUUGGAAGAAAUUGCAACCGAAGUGUCAGAAUUCUCCAAGAGAUAUACCCAUGUAAUAACAUCGGGUGGAAUUGGUCCAACACAUGAUGAUAAAUCAUUUGAGGGCGUGGCUAUGGCGUUUAAAGAACCUACUUAUCCUCAUCCAGAUCUAGUUAAAUUAAUCAAACAGUAUUUUGGAACAGAUGAUCUCAAAUCACCAAAGAUGAAAAUGGCCUAUGUUCCUAAAUCUGCUGUUCUGCAAUAUGGUAUAAAUAAAAUAACUGGUGAAAAGACAAAGUAUCCGAUGGUAUCUAUGCAUAAUGUCUAUAUGUUUCCGGGUAUACCGUCUUUAUUAGAAAAUGCUUUUGUUUUAUUAGAGGAUUUAUUUCGAGAUCCAAGUGUAGAGUUUCAUACAAGAAGAAUAUAUGUGAAUCAAGAUGAGAUAUCUAUAACCAGUAUAUUACACCAGGUUGAUGAUAAAUAUAAAGAAACAGUAGCUUUAGGUUCAUAUCCAGAUUUACAUAAUAGUUAUUAUAAAGUGAAACUUAUUCUAGAAUCACAAAUGUUAGAUAAAUUAGAAGAAGCCUGUCAAGAAUUAAGUUCUGUAUUACCACAAAGUUGUAUAGUAGAUUAUGAUGAAUACCCUUUAAAUAAGACAGCUGAAAAAGUUUACAACCUUUUACAGACAGAAACAGAAUCAAAAUUUACGCAUAAUCUACAAAAUGCAUUAAACAAAAUAGAAACAGCAUUAGACAGAUAUAGAUUAGAUGAAAUUUGUGUUGGGUUUAAUGGAGGAAAAGAUUGUACAGUUCUUCUUCAUUUAGUGUAUGCUGUUGUGAAAAGGAAAUUUCCGGAAAACGUGGACAAACUGAAAUCACUGUAUAUCCGUAGCAAAUUACCAUUCCCUGAAGUUGAAAAAUUUAUACAGAUCUCAAGAGACAGAUAUAAUUUAGAAGAAUUAAAAUUUGAUGGUAGAAUAAAAGAUUGUUUGAGUGAACUAAAGAGUCAAAGAGGAGAAAUAAAAGCUGUAUUUAUGGGAACAAGAUGUACAGAUCCUUAUUCGAGUCAUCUUGAAGCCUUUUGUAUGACAGAUCCUGAUUGGCCUCAAUUUAUGCGAGUUAAUCCAUUAUUAGAAUGGACAUAUUAUGAUGUAUGGAAAUUCUUACGCUGUCUGUGUGUGCCAUAUUGUAGUUUAUACGAUAGAGGGUACACUUCAUUAGGUAGUAUGAACAAUACCCAUCCUAAUCCAUCACUACAAUAUAUAGAUGAUAGAGGUAUAGUACGUUAUAAACCAGCUUAUCAAUUACAGGAAAUAUCACAGGAGAGAGACGGCAGAAACAUUUAACUAUAUAUUCAUUUAAUUAUUAUAUUCAAUACAUAGAUUUGUUAUAAAUUUUUAAAUUUAAAUAUUUUUUAAUACUU